Molecule: messenger RNA, 981 nt
Organism: Heterobasidion irregulare TC 32-1
Lineage: Eukaryota; Fungi; Basidiomycota; Agaricomycetes; Russulales; Bondarzewiaceae
Exons: 7
Coding region: 1-981 (326 amino acids)
Biological process (GO): DNA repair
Cellular component (GO): Smc5-Smc6 complex; nucleus
Source: RefSeq, a predicted model, not a curated record
AUGCCCCGGUCAGAUAAUGAUACGCUUAGGAAUGGGCCCGCCUAUGAUCCUGACCAAGAUCCCGAAGAGAAACGCGCUAUCAGGCGGAACUAUCGUAAUUUAACCAAGGGAGAAGAUGGCGCUGCGCUCAAUUUAAACGACUACACUGCGCAAGAACUGGUCGACAAGGUUCAACGCGCCGAUUCUUUGUUUUAUCGAGCAGUCGCGGCACCGCAGGAAGCUACCCUGGACUCUGCGUUCCUGGUCAUGGCAUCGAAUAUGGGUGCUACAAAAGCACGCGCUAUGAAGUCUGGCUCGGGCGCCUUUGACAUGGACGACUUCAUUUCCAAAUUGAUCACAUUCAUGGGUGGCCGAAGAGGAGAUCAACUCUCGGACGAAUCUGAAAUGGAUGAUGAUCAUGCUGGACACCGUCUGGACUGGGAGAAAAUAGGCCGGAAGGCCUUGGCGAAGAGUCGACGCGUCCCAACGAUAGAUUUCAUGCUUGGUCCACUCGAAGUCGAGCAAAAGAAGCGGAACGUUGGUAAACGCGCGAAGCUAGAGAAGAACAAAGAAGAUGAGAGAAAACCUCAGGAACUUCAAGAAGAUGAUAUCAUCAGGGCUGAGAAUGAGACGACAAAGAAUGUCAUUGCGAUUCAAACUCUACUCGAGGGAAUGGGCGAGGCAGUAAACUUGUUUAGAUUUGUGGUAAAUCCACACGAUUUCGCUCAAUCAGUGGAGAACAUAUUUUAUCUGUCCUUCUUGAUACGCGACGGCGUGUGUGCUUUAGAGAUUCAGGAAAACGGCGAACCUAUGAUAUUCAUAUGCGAAGCUCCAGGAGAUCAGGACUACCAGCAAGGCCUGAGAAAGCAGCAAAUGGUCAUGUCUUUCGAUAUGGAGACUUGGGAGCGCGCAAUUGAAGUGUUUAAUAUCCAGGAACCUAUCAUUCCGCAACGGCCAAAACAGCAGGCACAAAUGAGUGAUGGCAGGAAGUGGGUGUUUUGA